Phytophthora nicotianae INRA-310 is the source of this 960-nucleotide messenger RNA. RefSeq lists its product as hypothetical. The coding region runs from base 189 to 722 and encodes 177 amino acids. The transcript has 3 exons. Gene Ontology annotation, cellular component: signal peptidase complex; membrane. The record is from RefSeq and is a predicted model, not a curated record. Gene Ontology annotation, biological process: protein targeting to ER. NCBI's taxonomy places the organism in Eukaryota, Oomycota, Peronosporomycetes, Peronosporales, Peronosporaceae.
ACUUCGCAAAAAGUGCCACAUCACCAAAAUCGCCCAGACACCAGGCAGAAGCAUGGGCGCCUCGAGCAGCACCGCGACCGUGCCGGAGCGCAAGGACUCGGAGGACGAGAUGGUGCUAAACGGUGCGUAGAUGCUUGUGUUGGUGGUAGUGGCUAGUCGGAAUUUCGGGUAUCUCAACCAACACUUUGAUGCGAACAGACCUGCACAUCGAGACUGGAGACCAGAACGCCGUCAAGAACCUGUUGGACGACACCAUCGUCGAGUUCUUCCAGGGAAAGGAAGAAUUUAAACUGCACUAUGGCUGGGAUAAUGCCAAACUAUUGCUGAUGGUGGUGGCGACGAUCAUCGCGGCCGUGUCCCACUUCUACAAGCACCCCGCAAUCCCGGAGGACGUGCUUAUCUAUUCCUGCGUCGCUGGGUUUUUCUUCAUUCAUGCGCUGUUGUUCGGCUACACCACGUUCAUCGAGAAAGAUAUCCUCCUACGGAUGACCCGAUCGGGAUCGAAUCCCGGUAAGACCAUUCUGGUGCGGACGACGUUCCCUUACACGGAAUCGCACUACACCAUCAGCAUCCAUCAUGCCAACGCAAAGGGAAAGCACCGAAAGGAAGAGCUCUACGUUGGUCGUUACUUUGACAAGGACGGCUACUUCAGCAAAGAGGCAUUUACCAAGGACAUUGAAAUCGUUCUGUCGCGUUUUGAAAACAAGGACAAGAAGCAGUAAGUAGGCACAUUGUUGGAUCAGCUGCGCUUUUGUGGGGCGAUUAGAUGUCGGCUUCAGGGUUCUUGUAGGCUACCAUUGCGUCGACCUUGUGGACCUACAUCAAAAGCCGCACCGCUUAGUUGGAAGAACGCAGAGAAUAAACCUUACGAUUAAAACACAACCACGCACCUUCGUCGAGAACGAACGCAGGCGAACUUCCGCUGAGUCCUUGAUGUAGCGAGGGUCUGACUCCUCCCAC